UUUGUGGUUUCCCCAGCUUUGGAUAGUCCUUCUCACUGCAGCACCAUCCUGUUGUUCAUCUUUGGUGUCAUCUUCCUGGUUGGCAUCCUUGGCAACAGCAUCGUCAUCUACACUAUAAUGAAGAAAACUAAAUGCCGCGCCAAGCAAACCGUCCCGGACGUCUUCAUCCUCAACUUGUCAAUUGUCGACAUGCUCUUCCUGCUCGGGAUGCCCUUCUUGAUCCAUCAGUUGCUCGGCAAUGGCACAUGGCGCUUCGGCGCCACCAUGUGCACGGUCAUCACGGCGCUGGACUCCAACAGUCAGAUAGUGAGCACGUACAUCCUCACGGCCAUGACGCUCGACCGCUACGUCGCUACGGUGCAUCCCAUCCGCUUCAACUACAUCCGCACGCCGUGCGUGGCCUCAUUCGUCAUUGCUGUGGUCUGGGCUCUCUCCCUGAUCACCAUCAUCCCCGUGUGGAUGUACGCCGACCUCAUGCCCCUGCCGGGUGGACUAGUAGCCUGCGCUUUGCUCUUGCCUGACCCCGUCACCAACAUGUACUGGUUCACACUCUACCAGUUCUUCCUGGCCUUUGCCAUCCCUCUUGCCAUCAUCUGUAGGGUGUUCUUCAAGAUACUGCAGCACAUGUCUAGCAGUGUGGCCCCGCUCCCCCAGCGGAGCCUGAGGGUACGCGUCAGGAAUGUGACAAGAAUGGCGGUGGCCAUUUGCUUGGCCUUUUUUAUCUGCUGGGCACCCUACUACAUCCUGCAGCUGGUCCACCUGGGUAUACAGAACCCUAGCAUUGCCUUCUCCUAUGCCUACAACAUUGCCAUCAGCAUGGGCUACGCCAACAGCUGCAUCAACCCCCUUCUUUACAUCAUCCUGAGCGAGACCUUCAAGAAGCAUUUCCUCAGGGCCGUGCAGCCGACCAACAGGAAGUUUAACGUCAACUCCAGCACCACGGAGGCUGGCAGUCUGAGCAUGAGGAUUGUACCCGAAGGGCCUCAAAUGGCACCGGUGGCAAGGGAGAUACCAUCUAGUGUCGCCCCACAGUGA
This is a messenger RNA of Nerophis lumbriciformis (worm pipefish), 1035 nucleotides long. The record is from RefSeq and is a predicted model, not a curated record. NCBI's taxonomy places the organism in Eukaryota, Metazoa, Chordata, Actinopteri, Syngnathiformes, Syngnathidae.